Paracoccidioides brasiliensis Pb18 is the source of this 471-nucleotide messenger RNA. RefSeq lists its product as uncharacterized. The coding region runs from base 1 to 471 and encodes 156 amino acids. The record is from RefSeq and is a predicted model, not a curated record. The transcript has a single exon.
AUGGCCUCACCAGCUUCGCCUCCAUGGACUCCCUGCACCGAUCUCCCGAAAGUUGCUGAAUUAUCAGCCACCAGUCAAUCCAAGCUAAGGCGCAGGAUGAGCCUUCUCCAAUACCGCAGACGGCGGGGGAAAGGCGCCAAAUACGGCGCCAAAUCAGCAUCAGAAAGUCUCAGCGAACAGCUCAGGUCCACGUCUUUAUCCGACGGCCCAUCCAAAAAGAGGGUUAAAUCAGAGGACAAUGCUUUGUUGUCUACCACGAUUUCGCCCAACGAAAUAAGCUUCAAUGAGCGCAGAAACAACAACGGGUAUCCGGAUUUGCCAUUUGAACCAGUGUUCCGUGCGGGUAUUCUAAUAUUAAUCACGUCCCCCGAGGGACAAGUGUCUUUGGGAAUGUGUGAUGGAGAGGGAAGUGCUUCGUGGAUCAUCAAAAGGAGGCUCAGGCCAUCGCGGAAGCUGAAGGAAGAGCCGUAG